AUGUACACUAUUCAAAACAUGGUAGAAGAGUUUCUAGCACAAAACAAUUUGCCUCUAAAUGCUAUUCUCCUUUUGGAUAAUGCACCCUCUCAUCCUCCUGCAGAGGAAUUGGUAAAACAAACUCAUAGUGGCAAAAUUUGGGCGCAUUAUAUGCCCCCUAAUGUAACCCCAUUGAUCCAACCCAUGGAUCAGAAUGCAAUUCGCUUGCUUAAAUUACAUUAUAAAAACAGUCUAUUGUCUCGACUCUUUUCAACACCGGAGCAAAAUGUAUCUUUGUUUUUAAAGCAAUUUAAUUUAUUUGAAGCAACGAUUAUAUUGGCAUCAGCUUGGAAAAGUGUGUCUGAGUCUUCUUUGGCAAAAUGCUGGAACAAGAUUUUAAGGGAAAAUUACCACUUUGAUGAAGAAGAUGAUCUCCCUUUUGCUUCGUAUUUACGCCAUGACGAAGAUACAAUUGCAGUUGAAACUGGAGUUCAAUUGUUAAGAUCAAUUUUUCCUACAGCAGACAUAUCAGUAGAUGAUUUAAACAGCUGGGUUGAAAACAUUACCCCACCUGAAGACGUCGAUGAAGAUGAAAUUCAAAAUGAUGAGGAUAUUGUCGAAGCCGAAAACUUAGAUCCAAAAAUAAAUCAUGCGGAUGCAGUCAAACAUUUUGAAGCCUGCAUUAAAUGGACAGAGCAAAAUAAUAUAGAUUACUCAAAAUCAAUGGUUUUAAGAGAGCUUCAAGAAGAGGCUAUUAAAAAAUUUUAUGAGUAG
Lucilia sericata (common green bottle fly) is the source of this 753-nucleotide messenger RNA. RefSeq names its product jerky protein homolog-like. Gene Ontology annotation, molecular function: nucleic acid binding. Lineage: Eukaryota; Metazoa; Arthropoda; Insecta; Diptera; Calliphoridae. The record is from RefSeq and is a predicted model, not a curated record. Bases 1 to 753 code for a protein of 250 amino acids. The transcript has 4 exons.